Nymphaea colorata (pocket water lily) is the source of this 768-nucleotide messenger RNA. Its product is annotated as cortical cell-delineating protein-like. The transcript has a single exon. Gene Ontology annotation, molecular function: structural constituent of cell wall. Lineage: Eukaryota; Viridiplantae; Streptophyta; Magnoliopsida; Nymphaeales; Nymphaeaceae. Bases 99 to 524 code for a protein of 141 amino acids. The record is from RefSeq and is a predicted model, not a curated record.
UGGCCUGCAACUCCCACCAUCACUACCACAAGAGCAGGACUGAAGUAUCCAACCCUCUCUUGUGAGCCUUACCUAGUGAUCGAGUGUGAGAGAUAGAUAUGGCAUCCAAGGUCAUCCCUUCCCUUCUCGUAGCGCUGGUGCUCAUCCAGUGCGCCGCUGCCUGCGAGCCUUCCUGCGAAAACCCACCCGUCUACAAGCCCCCUGUGUACAAGCCCCCCGUGUACAAGCCCCCUGUGUACAAGCCUCACUACCCAGCUUACCCACAUUGCCCGGUCGACGCCCUGAAGCUCGGCGUCUGCGUCGACCUGCUCCACGGCCUGCUUAACCUGGUCAUCGGCCACCCGCCGAGUGGCUCCGACUGCUGCCCCCUCAUCAAGGGCCUGGUCGACCUUGAGGCCGCUGCCUGCCUCUGCACCGCCAUCAAGGCCGACAUCUUGGGCAUCCACGUCGACCUCGACGUCAAGCUCACCCUCCUCGCCAACACCUGCGGCUGCUCCAUCCCCGACGGAUACAAGUGCGCUUAAGCUAAUGCUCCGGUGCUGCUCCUUCCACGUUCUCGCGCGUCAUUCCGGCUAUCUGCCUUAUAUUUCUAGUUUUCUUGUUUGAUUCAAGCACCCCUUGAAUGCUCUUUGGUGUGGUUACAAUAAGGUGUUUGUCUGAAUUCUCUGUAAUCCUGCUCUGUUAUUUGUAUUAGUUCAUUUAUCCUAUUGUUGCCUGUUAAACAGGCCAUUCAAGAAAAAGCAAAAAAAAAAAAAGAUUUGUCGGAAG